UUUCCUUGUGUUUGUGGAUUCCCUGGGUAGCCUGUUUGCUUCCCUCUGGGCUAUCAGCUGCUUUGGAGAUUAGUUUCAUAGUAAAGAUUCUUUGUGUAGAGCAGUAUGAAGCGACUACUUUCCCAGGGGCACCAGCCCCUUUGCUCGUACCCUGUCAGAAGCCAACAUGUCCCUGAAAAAUGAGCCAAGAGUAAAUACCUCCACACUGCAGAAAAUCGCUGCUGACAUGAGUAAUUUGAUAGAAAAUCUGGACACGCGGGAGCUGCACCUUGAGGGAGAAGAGGUGGAUUACGAUGUUUCCCCCAGCGAUCCCAAGAUACAGGAAGCGUGUAUUCCGUUCUCUGCUAUUUAUAAGACUCAAGGAUUUAAGGAGCCUAACAUACAGACGUAUCUUUCCGGCUGUCCAAUAAAAGCCCAAGUCCUGGAAGUGGAACGCUUUACAUCUACAACAAGGGUGCCAAGUAUCAAUCUUUACACUAUUGAAUUAACACAUGGGGAAUUUAAGUGGCAAGUUAAGAGGAAAUUCAAACACUUUCAAGAAUUUCACAGAGAGCUGCUCAAGUACAAAGCUUUUAUCCGAAUCCCCAUUCCCACCAGAAGGCACACGUUUAGAAGACAGAACGUCAAAGAAGAGCCUCGAGAGAUGCCAAGUUUGCCCCGUUCCUCUGAAAACAUGAUCAGAGAAGAACAGUUCUUUGGCAGAAGGAAACAACUAGAAGAUUAUUUGACAAAGCUACUAAAAAUGCCCAUGUAUAGAAACUACCAUGCGACAACAGAAUUCCUUGACAUAAGCCAGCUGUCUUUCAUCCAUGAUUUGGGACCAAAGGGCAUAGAAGGUAUGAUAAUGAAAAGAUCCGGGGGACACAGAAUACCGGGCUUGAAUUGCUGUGGUCAAGGAAGAGCCUGCUACCGCUGGUCCAAAAGGUGGUUGAUAGUGAAAGAUUCAUUUUUGCUAUAUAUGAAACCGGACAGUGGUGCCAUUGCCUUUGUCCUGCUGGUCGAUAAAGAAUUCAAAAUUAAGGUGGGGAAGAAGGAAACAGAGACCAAAUAUGGGCUCCGAAUUGAUAAUCUUUCAAGGACACUUAUUUUAAAAUGCAACAGCUAUAGACAUGCUCGGUGGUGGGGAGGAGCUAUAGAAGAAUUCAUCCAGAAACACGGCACCAACUUUCUCAAAGAUCAUCGAUUUGGGUCAUACGCUGCUAUCCAAGAGAAUACUUUAGCUAAAUGGUACGUUAAUGCCAAAGGGUAUUUUGAAGAUGUGGCAAAUGCUAUGGAAGAGGCAGAAGAAGAGAUUUUUAUCACGGAUUGGUGGUUGAGUCCAGAAAUCUUCCUGAAACGCCCGGUGGUUGAAGGAAAUCGUUGGAGGUUGGACUGCAUUCUCAAACGAAAAGCACAACAGGGAGUGAGAAUCUUUGUGAUGCUUUACAAAGAGGUGGAGCUUGCUCUUGGGAUCAACAGUGAAUACAGCAAGAGGACUUUGAUGCGUCUACACCCCAAUAUUAAGGUGAUGAGACACCCAGAUCAUGUGUCAUCCAGUGUAUAUCUGUGGGCUCAUCAUGAGAAACUUGUUGUUAUUGACCAGUCAUUGGCCUUUGUGGGUGGGAUCGACCUGGCCUAUGGCAGAUGGGAUGACAAUGAGCAUAGGCUCACAGACGUGGGCAGUGUGAAGCGUGUCACUGUAGGACCAUCUCUGGGUUCCUUCACAGCUGAAACAACAGAGUCCAUGGAAUCCUUGAGCCUCAAAGAUAAAAAUGAAUCUAGUAAAAAUCCACCCACCCUAAAGAGUGUUGAUGAUAUGGAUUCAAAACUGAAAGGAAUAGGAAAGUCCAGAAAGUUCUCUAAAUUUAGCCUCUACAGGCAGUUGUACAAGCACCACAUGCACAACGCGGACAGCAUCAGCAGCGUUGACAGCGCCUCCAGUUAUUGUAAUCACUGUAGAAGUCGUCAGAAUUUAAUCCAUGGUUUAAAACCCCACCUGAAACUCUUUCGCUCUUCCAGUAAGUCUGAGCAGGGGCUCGCUAGACCUGACGUGGAUACCAGCUCCAUCCGCAGUUUGCAGACAGGCAUGGGAGAGCUGCACGGGGAAACCAGGUUCUGGCAUGGAAAGGACUACUGCAAUUUUGUCUUCAAAGACUGGGUUCAACUGGAUAAACCUUUUGCUGAUUUCAUUGACAGAUACUCCACGCCCCGGAUGCCUUGGCAUGACAUUGGCUCUGCAGUCCAUGGGAAGGCGGCUCGGGACGUGGCCCGUCACUUCAUCCAGCGCUGGAACUUCACGAAGAUUAUGAAGUCAAAAUAUCGGUCCCUUUCUUACCCUUUCCUGCUUCCCAAAUCUCAAACAACAGCCCAUGAGUUGAAAUACCAAGUGCCUGCGUCCGUCCAUGCCAAUGUACAGUUGCUGCGCUCUGCUGCUGAUUGGUCGGCCGGAAUAAAGUACCACGAAGAGUCCAUCCACGCUGCCUACCUCCACGUGAUAGAGAACAGCAAGCACUAUAUCUAUAUAGAAAACCAGUUUUUCAUAAGUUGUGCUGAUGACAAAGUUGUGUUCAACAAGAUUGGUGAUGCCAUUGCACAGAGGAUACUGAAAGCUCACAGGGAAAGCCAGAGAUACCGGGUGUAUGUGGUGAUACCGCUGCUGCCAGGAUUUGAAGGCGACAUCUCCACGGGAGGAGGAAACGCCCUGCAGGCAAUCAUGCACUUCAACUACAGGACCAUGUGCAGAGGAGAAAAUUCCAUCCUUGGCCAGCUAAAAGCAAAGCUUGGCAAUCAGUGGAUAAAUUACAUAUCAUUCUGUGGCCUUAGAACACAUGCAGAGCUUGAAGGCAACCUCGUCACUGAGCUCAUCUAUGUCCAUAGCAAGUUGCUAAUUGCUGAUGACAACACCGUUAUUAUUGGCUCUGCCAACAUAAAUGACCGAAGCAUGCUGGGGAAGCGUGACAGUGAAAUGGCUGUCAUCGUGCAGGACACAGAGACAGUCCCUUCGGUGAUGGAUGGAGAAGAGUACCAGGCUGGCCGCUUCGCCCAGGGACUUCGGCUGCAAUGCUUCAGGGUUGUCCUUGGCUAUCUUUCUGAACCAAGUGAAAACAUUCAGGAUCCAGUGAGUGACAAAUUCUUCAAGGAGGUGUGGGUUGCAACAGCAGCUCGAAAUGCUACAAUUUAUGAUAAGGUGUUCCGGUGCCUUCCCAAUGAUGAAGUACACAAUUUAAUUCAAUUGAGAGACUUUAUAACCAAGCCCGUCUUAGCAAGGGAAGAUCCCAUUAGAGCUGAGGAAGAACUGAAAAAGAUCCGUGGGUUCUUAGUGCAAUUCCCCUUUUAUUUCCUGUCUGAAGAAAGCCUCCUGCCUUCUGUUGGAACCAAAGAAGCCAUAGUGCCCACAGAGGUUUGGACUUAAGGGAGAUAUUCAUUUGCAGCUCAAGGACUUCCACCUUGAAAAAUACACUGCACACUGUGCCUUUAGGGAGAUCCUCACAGCCGCAGCCAGCCUGGUAUACCCUGGGAUCUGCCCCAGGGACCCUCUGGAUUGGCUGGACAGGGCUGCGGUCCUACUGAUCAAAGGACGCUGAACAUCAGGUGGGCUUUCUAACUCCUCCUGCUUAUCCUUGUGAAAAAGGGACUGUAUUCUUAUUGAUAGCAUAUGCUCAACAACAAAUUCCAUGGUGUACACCACAGUGCUCUUCCUUUUCUAACAAGAAUUUACCUGUGCCUGUGAUCUAGGUUGCCAGAAAUUGUUGAAACCUCCUUGUUCUUCUCUGCCCCCCAUUAUGCAGCGAUGACUGCUGGACCUGCCCUCACUUCCUAGUACAUACACACACAGUUUGAGACAUUGUUUAUUCCUAGAAGAUGUUGUGAUGCUGCUUCCAGGUUCUUCAAGGGGACAGGGGAAUGCCCCUGCCCAUCUGGUAGGAGUGUUCAGCCAGGCAAGGAUGGGGUCCUUAUCCCUUUUCAGUGACUGAAAGGACAUGGCAGACGUUAUGUACACAGCAGCCCACAUUAGGUUCUUCUGAUAAUAUUGACACUAUAGAUCUUAACACCACAGAACAAUAGGAAGGAAUUAAAUUUGGUUAUUGAGGCAGAGAUUUUACUUUGCCUUCAAAGGCAAUGACUAGAUACGGUCUUUUGAUAGGGCCCACCUGAUCAAAUCUGAAAACAGGUGUAGGAUAUUUCAUUCCACAGCAGCUGAUAAAACUCAGAGGCAGAGCACACAGCCUUCAGAAGCCUCCAAGGUAGCCAUGGGGAUCUGAUCCAGACAAGAAAAGAAGAUUCCUUAUAGUCCUGGAAAAUUUCCUAUCAUCUUUAGCUGCUGGAUUGAUUGAAAUUAGAGUUUCUCCAUUUGAAAAUUGCAAUUUGUCUUUUAAGAGAACCAGAUGCUUCAUAACUCAUACCAAAUUAGUAAGCAGAAGCCUAACCUUGACAUUUUGCUCUCCCAGCUUUGUUACCUUCUUAAAGAAAAAUUGAUUGCAAAAUACUUGCUACUUAACCUGUGUUAUUGUAUUAUUAAAUACGCAUUAACAUUCCACAAGGCUUCCAAAGAGGUUAGGAUCUGCAUUAAUUCACAUUGUCCUAGUCUACGAAUUUUUCUAGAAACCCAUUUUUCCUCUUUGAAUAGUAAUAUACCCUUUGGCACACCCUAGCUCUUAUGUUACUAAGCAGAAUUAUUCUUACAGCCUGAAGAUCUGAUGUGGGUUCCCAAAAGGCCUGUGCCCAUAAAACAUGAUGUAGGUGCAUUGAUCACACAUGAAUGGAUUACCAGGACAGAUCUCACUGGAGUCAUUCUUCAAAAGUGAGGAUCCAAUCCCUGUUUUCACGGAGCUAGGAAAAUGUUAAACAGGAGUACAAAGUCAGUAAUCUGGGUGAGUAGGAGAGAGUGUCACACUCAGGAGAGGAUUUCACAACUAGAGAACAUUUCACAAAUGAGGUGGGGCUGUGCUUUAUGAAUAAUUUCUCAGAUGGCUGGAGGUGGUAUAAAAUGACUUCAUUCUACAACAGCUGUAAAUAAGGCAUUUGCUAUUUAUGAAGUUUAGAUUGACAUUUAAAAUGAGUGGAUGUGGACUACCUAAGGAUUCCUUAUAGUUUACUUUUACAUAUUUUUUAAACUGUAUGACAGUCAAGACUGGUUUUUGAUUUUGUGCAAAAUGCUCUCAACACUAUGAAAAAUAAAAGCCUAAAAGUUCCCCUUCUCUUAAAAAA
Messenger RNA from Enhydra lutris kenyoni (northern sea otter), 5187 nucleotides. RefSeq names its product phospholipase D1. The coding region runs from base 167 to 3391 and encodes 1074 amino acids. The transcript is spliced from 27 exons. The record is from RefSeq and is a predicted model, not a curated record. Lineage: Eukaryota; Metazoa; Chordata; Mammalia; Carnivora; Mustelidae. Gene Ontology annotation, molecular function: D-type glycerophospholipase activity; phosphatidylinositol binding. Gene Ontology annotation, biological process: phosphatidic acid biosynthetic process; regulation of microvillus assembly; cell motility.